UUUUAUUUUAAGUUCUGGCCGACCUCAAAAUUUCGAACCCCACCACACAACUACAUCGAACUUCUUUACAAGACCUACCAUACCAAAUCGAUCACAAUGGGAUUCACCGACCUUCUGACGGAUGCUGGCCUUACCGUGCUGAACAGCUGGUUGACCACUCGCUCAUACAUCGUUGGAUACGCCCCCUCCCAAGCUGAUGUUGCUACCUUCAAGGCUCUCAAGUCGGCACCAGCCUCUCCAAAAUAUCCCCACGCUGCACGAUGGUACAAGCACAUUGCUUCCUACACCGACGAGUUCGCCACUCUGCCAGGUGAUGCUUCCAAAGCCUAUACAACCUACGGCCCUGAGGUCACUACUGCCACAUUGAACCCAGCCAAGGCACCGGCUGCGGAGGAGGAUGAUGACGAAGUCGAUCUGUUCGGCAGUGACGAUGAAGAAGAAGAUCUUGAGGCUGAGAGAAUCAGAAAUGAGCGCUUGGCUGAGUACAAGAAGAAGAAGGAAGGAAAAGUCAAGCCUGCUGCCAAAUCCGUUGUCACUAUGGAUGUCAAGCCGUGGGAUGAUGAGACAGAUAUGAAGGCUCUCGAGGCUGCAGUCCGUGGCAUUGAGAAGGAUGGUCUUGUCUGGGGUGCAUCCAAGCUCGUUCCUGUUGGUUUCGGCAUCAAGAAGCUGCAAAUCAACUUGGUUAUCGAAGAUGAUAAGAUCGGUCUUGAUGACUUGCAAGAGGAGAUCCAGGAGUUUGAGGACUUCGUCCAGUCUACUGAUAUUGUUGCCAUGCAAAAGUUGUAGAGAGUUAUUGGUUUAUUAGACCUUUCGGAUUCGAAGCAAUUGCCAGCAUUCAUGAUUCCACGCCUUUUACGCUAGCUUUCUACAGGAUGAUGACACGAGUAUGCUAAACGCAUAAUGAUCAUCAUGGCUAGAAAAGGAAGAGAAGAGAAAUACGAAAAAUUUCUUGCAAAUCCAAUUUAAUGAGCUUGUAAAACUGUGAAAAUAUACAACUGAAAU
Hyaloscypha bicolor E is the source of this 1002-nucleotide messenger RNA. RefSeq lists its product as uncharacterized. Gene Ontology annotation, biological process: translational elongation. The transcript is spliced from 5 exons. Gene Ontology annotation, molecular function: translation elongation factor activity; guanyl-nucleotide exchange factor activity. The coding region runs from base 97 to 786 and encodes 229 amino acids. The record is from RefSeq and is a predicted model, not a curated record. Lineage: Eukaryota; Fungi; Ascomycota; Leotiomycetes; Helotiales; Hyaloscyphaceae. Gene Ontology annotation, cellular component: cytosol; eukaryotic translation elongation factor 1 complex.